Messenger RNA from Histoplasma capsulatum G186AR, 1044 nucleotides. RefSeq lists its product as uncharacterized. The transcript has a single exon. The record is from RefSeq and is a predicted model, not a curated record. NCBI's taxonomy places the organism in Eukaryota, Fungi, Ascomycota, Eurotiomycetes, Onygenales, Ajellomycetaceae. The coding region runs from base 15 to 878 and encodes 287 amino acids.
GGAAAAACAUCACCAUGUCGUCCCCUCCAACUCCAACACCCAACCCCCUCAUCGACCUCCCUGAAAUCCUCCUCCUUUGCAGAGAAAAGGAAAACAUAGUUGCCUUCCAGGACGCCCUCCGCAAGCACUGGCCCGCGGUCACCUUCUUCUCCCCUUCUUCAUCCACCACCACCACCUCCCCCCAACCGACCCAACAAGCCGAGCAAAAGCUAAAAAUAAUCCCCCUCAACGAACGCCUUAACACCGUCCCACAUACCCAACCCUUCGACCUCGUCGUUUCCCCCGCCAAUUCCUAUGGCCGUCUUGACGGCGCCUUCGACGACGCCAUCUCCCGCACCUUCUGUCUGCCCGACCACCCGUACCUCACCUUGACGCGUGCUGCGCAGAAAACGCUCUACGAGCGCUGGCGCGGCUAUGCGCCGCCGGGCACCUGCACGCUGGUACCGUUUCCGGAAGAGAUUGUGAAAGCGGGGAAGGCGCUGGGGGGCUGUAGGUGGGUGGCGCUGUGUCCGACGAUGCGCAUGCCGGCGAAUGUGGUGUGGGAUCGGGAGGUUGUUUAUAAGUGUGUGUGGUCGUUGAUGGGGGAGGUAGAGAGGUGGAAUCGAGAGGUCAGAGAGGAAGGGGAUGGCGGGGAGGAGGGGGGGAAGAAGGCGAGGAGGACGAGGAGGAGGAUUGAUAGGAUCUUAAUGCCCCCGUUGGCGGUUGGGGUAGGGAAAGUUAGUAAGGAGAGGUGGGCGGGUCAGGCUGUGUUGGCUAUGAAGCAUUUUGUGGAUGCGUUGGAGAGGCCGGAGAGGUGGGGGAGGUUGGACUGGGAGGAACUUGGGAAGGAUUCAUUUGAGGUUGAAACGACGUGGAAGCCUGAGGAGAGGAGAAAGUAGGAAGCAAGGGGUAAUUAUGCCGUAACUGUGAGUGGGACGUAGUUUUUAUUCGUAUAUGUACAAAGACGAGGCGAGGCGGUAAUGAUCCAAGUAUGGAAGCCUGAAGACUUCUGAUCGAGUUGAACCAUUUCCUGAAUUAGAUUAUUCCAGUUACAUAGGUUGUACC